Messenger RNA from Aspergillus welwitschiae, 2223 nucleotides. RefSeq names its product MFS transporter. The transcript is spliced from 4 exons. The record is from RefSeq and is a predicted model, not a curated record. Bases 263 to 1909 code for a protein of 548 amino acids. NCBI's taxonomy places the organism in Eukaryota, Fungi, Ascomycota, Eurotiomycetes, Eurotiales, Aspergillaceae. Gene Ontology annotation, biological process: transmembrane transport. Gene Ontology annotation, molecular function: transmembrane transporter activity.
AUCACAUUGCUCAGGUACUACCUGCUCAACGGUGCUGGUGGUUGAAAUCAUUUCAAUACUCUCUGUCGCAUGCUUGGGGUUCGGCAAUUAUCUUAUCCCACCGUUGCUUUCGGAGAUUCGGAGAUUUUUUUAUCGGGGAUAUUUUUUUGAUUUCGUCCCUCUGAUAUCAUUCCCCCCCCUUCUCAUAUGCAUAGUGACUUAACGGGUUCUAAUUGCCAUUAUCUAACUCGGAAUUAAUCAAUUGAAUAUACCGUUCUUCAAUAUGUCGCGACGCGAGCACUCACGCUCAUCGCUCUCAUCCGAAGAUGUCGAGUCCUCCGAAGACCACAGCGCAUACGUUCAUCAGGAUGAUCCGACUGCAUUGGAGAAGCAGACUACCGCGGCGUCGGGCAUGUCUGCCCUGGAGAAUCGUGCGCAUUCAGUAAUUUCGCGCAUUCGCAGUCGCGAACCGGGUCAAACUGCCCGCUUCACGCAUCCGCUGUCGCAUACUAGGACCUCCGAGGACGUCAUUGUCGACUUUGAUGGGCCGGAUGAUCCGUACAGGCCGAUGAAUUGGAGUUUUCGCAAGAAGGCGAUUACGACGGUUUUGUAUGGGUUGACUACAAUGGGUGCGACUUGGGCUAGUUCGAUUUUCUCUACGGGCACCAAGCAAAUCGAUGCGGAGUUUCACGUGGGUGAGGAGGUCGGCACAUUGGGUACAACGCUGCUGUUGUUCGGUUUUGGACUUGGCCCUCUCGUGUGGGCACCGCUAUCCGAGGUCUAUGGACGUAAGCCUGCUGUGCUUGCGCCGUACUUCAUCGCAGCCAUCUUCUCGUUCGGUACCGCCACAGCUAAGGACCUCCAGACCGUCAUGCUCACUCGGUUCUUCUGCGGAUUCUUUGGCUCCGCGCCCGUCACGAACACCGGUGGUGUCCUGAGUGACAUCUGGACGGCAGAGCAGCGAGGUGCCGCUAUUGUUGGUUACGCCAUGGCUGUGGUCGGAGGACCGGUGCUGGGUCCGAUUGUCGGAGGUGCCAUCUGCCAGAGCUACCUCGGCUGGCGCUGGACCGAAUACAUUACCGGAAUCAUGAUGAUGUUCUUCCUCGCGAUGGACCUCAUCUUCCUCGACGAGAGCUACCCGGCUGUUCUCCUCGUCUACAAGGCUCAGCGACUCCGCUUCGAAACAGGCAACUGGGCUCUCCACGCCCGUCAUGAAGAAUGGGACGUCACCUUCAAGGAACUCGGCAAUAAGUAUCUCAUCCGACCCUUCGCCCUCCUCACUACGCCCAUCUGCUUCCUCGUCGCCAUCUACGCCUCCUUCGUCUACGGUAUCCUAUACCUCAGUUUGGCCUCCUUCCCCAUCGAAUUCCAAGAAGUCCGCGGCUGGAACCAAGUCGUCGGCGCCCUGCCUUUCCUCGCCUACCUCGUCGGUAUCCUCUUCGGCGCCUGCAUCAACCUCUUCAACCAGAAAUUCUACAUCUCCCGCUUCAAAGCGAACAACAACUUUCCCGUCCCUGAAGCCCGUCUGCCCCCAAUGAUGCUCGGCUCUAUCGUUUUCGCCGCCGGCCUCUUCAUCUUCGCCUGGACUAGUGACCCCCACAUCCAUUGGAUCGCUCCCAUCAUCGGCGCCGUCUGCAUGGGUUUCGGCUUCUUCACCAUCUUCCAAGCUGCCCUGAACUACCUGAUCGACACCUUCCAGAAAGUCUCCGCUAGUGCUGUUGCGGCGAACACUUUCCUGAGAAGUCUGUUCGCGGGCUGCUUCCCUCUCUUCGCUAAUAUCAUGUUCCAUCGUCUCGGUGUGGACUGGGCUGCGAGUGUGCUAGGUUUUGUGGCUGUCGCAUUGAUCCCGAUCCCUUACCUGUUCUAUAUCUUCGGAAAGCGCAUCAGGGCCAAGGGAAAGUGGUCCCGGGCUUCGGUUUACGGGUACUGAUCCUACCUCUUACCUAUCUUCGAUGUUGUUGCUCAGAAAUGUCGUCUCUCUUCCUAUACCCAUCGCGUUCACAUAUACCCCACGUCCAUUCCAUGCCAGUCUUCCAAAGUUGAAAUGAAGCGGGUCAGAUUUAAAAAAAGUUUUGUUCACUGGGAUUUUGUGUCGGAUUGCUCGAGAUACCUCUGGUUUUGUUGGUUUGAUUUGAUUUGUAUGGCAUGACACGCAUAGCACGGCCGGGGUUUUGAUAGACAGGAAUAACGUAUUACCACCGAUUAAUGUCUAGGUUUAGUUAAAUGGAAUGAUUUAGAUAUAGC